AUGCCGACUCGGAGUGCCAAUUGGCUUCCAACAGAAGACCAACAGCUUGCCAAAAGCUGGCUCAAGAUAUCUGAGGACCCGAUCAUAUCAACCGGUCAAAAGAGAGCGGAGUUUUUCAAACGAGUCGCAGAGGAUUACAACGACUAUUCUGGUGGUAUUGAGAGGGAUGGGACAAUGGCCAUGCACCGAUGGGGGCACAUCCAAAAGGCAUGCUUGAAAUUCUCGGGGAUAUAUCACAAGCUCAAGAACAACAGACCAUCGGGAUCUGUUUUGUCCGAUCUCCUCCCCGACACCAAGAAGGCCUUUUACGAGCAAGAAGGCAAACAGUUCAUCUUUGAGCUGGCCUGGAUGGUCGUCAAGGAUUCAUCAAAAUUCAAUUCAUUGGCACAAACACGUGGCGAUCAAAGUAAACAGGCCACGACCCCAGCCCCCACUCCUACGCCAUCUACACCCGCUGCUCAGUCCGAUGCUGCUCUAGGCAACUCUCAACCUGAAGACAUUGCCCAAAUCGGAUCGAACAACUCUUGGAACCGUCCUGCUGGGAUUCAUGCGACCAAACGUGCAAUGAAGCAAGAACACUUCAAUGCUAAAAAAAUAAAAGUCAUGUCUGAACGAUCGAGUAACUACCGCGAACGAACCAUUGCGAUGAAAAAAACAAACGAAAUCCGUCAACAAGUUGCUAAAGCCGAAGUAAACCAAGUGAAUAUGGAGAUCAUGUCUAGGAAAGAAGAUGAACUACCGGACGAUGUAUCUCGUGAAUUUUUGCGUCUUCAAAAGGGGGAAAUUCUUGAGGAUCUUCGCGAGCAAAUCAGGGAGAGACAGAAACUAGCGGCAGCAAAGGAAAAACAAACCGAAGCAUCAACAAAUGAAGCAUUGGCAGCUUCAAGUGAGCGUGAUAGCACCUUCGAAGACGAUCCAUCCAGCAACGCUGAAGACUCUCAGUACAUCGGCGAUGAAGACGAAGACGACAUAGCUGAUUUAGAUCCUUUACUUGACACCCUCGCUUAG
Messenger RNA from Puccinia graminis f. sp. tritici CRL 75-36-700-3, 1008 nucleotides. RefSeq lists its product as uncharacterized. Lineage: Eukaryota; Fungi; Basidiomycota; Pucciniomycetes; Pucciniales; Pucciniaceae. The transcript has 2 exons. The record is from RefSeq and is a predicted model, not a curated record. Bases 1 to 1008 code for a protein of 335 amino acids.